AUGUCCAACGACUCAUUCCACUACUUCGCGCAGCUGCCUCUAGAAAUACGCCGUCUUAUCUGGGAGCACUGCCUACCGUAUCGUAUAGCAGAAGAAGACAUCCCCGCCUUUCUUCUCGAUGGCGACGAAUCGCGUCAAGCCUGUUUUCCCAAGCGUACAACGUACCUAAACACUCGGCUGCCGGUCAUCGCAUUUGUAAAUAGCGAGUCUCGGCACGUCGCGCUGGAACAGGGACGCUGGGAGCGAGGACAGGAGCCAACUAGCCUGGAGUCGAUCUGGGUGCAGCCGCGUCGGGAUGUGUGGCAUAUCAACUGGACGCGAGCGAGCUACGAUGUCAUGGGACCGGCCAUUGAACCUGACAGUCCAAUGGCCUAUACCCUGUGGCAUGCAGCAGAGCUUGGGAUGCAACCUUCUAUCGUGGCAGAGAUGAUUAACUACUUUGACCUGAAGGGGCUAUUAGAUGGCACUUAUGGCACUGCUGACGCGGAUGACGAUGAUGAAUUCUGGCGCCGAUCGUUUCACCAUCGCACCAUGAGAUACCCUCUAGACAAUCAAGAAGCCAGGGAUAUUGCCGAUCUCGCAGAAUAUGCACGGUGGCUCGACGUAGCAAUGGUGGCAGUUACUCUGCAUAUCAGUCGGGAAGCGGCUCUGAGGUCUGGCUUGUUUGGGCUGUUAGGCGAUGCGCCUGUUCAGAUGGUUGAUGUCGAUGACGAAGCUCGGCUGAGGGAAUUUCAAGCACUAUUUAGGGAGCGUGCAUUGGAAAACGAGCCGGCCGUGCAGACGCUCUUCGAAUUAUUCACAGGUACUCAAUUCCGAGCGGCUGUGGAAACAUGGAAAAGACAAGCUGAAUGGAUCUUCCUCGCGUCAAUGUGGGACUACGCACGAAAGGAAAACGACAAUCUUCGGACGAACCCGGGCUCUGCUUGGAUUCCUUACCUAUCGGGGCCAGAGUAUAUCGACUUACAUCGGUAUUCGCCUAAUGAGAACCAUCCGUGGGUCCAAGAAGCUAGACAGACCUCGACAUGGCUUAGUGAAGUUCCCGCGCUAUUAUAUUUGGCGACAUAG
Molecule: messenger RNA, 1065 nt
Organism: Aspergillus caelatus
Lineage: Eukaryota; Fungi; Ascomycota; Eurotiomycetes; Eurotiales; Aspergillaceae
Product: 2EXR domain-containing protein
Exons: 2
Coding region: 1-1065 (354 amino acids)
Source: RefSeq, a predicted model, not a curated record